Molecule: messenger RNA, 1977 nt
Organism: Colletotrichum phormii
Lineage: Eukaryota; Fungi; Ascomycota; Sordariomycetes; Glomerellales; Glomerellaceae
Exons: 4
Coding region: 1-1569 (522 amino acids)
Biological process (GO): DNA-templated transcription; positive regulation of transcription by RNA polymerase II
Molecular function (GO): zinc ion binding; DNA-binding transcription factor activity, RNA polymerase II-specific; sequence-specific DNA binding
Source: RefSeq, a predicted model, not a curated record
AUGCAGACUACCACAGGUCAUCAAGAGGCAGAUGCAAACGGUACGAGCAUACCUUAUGAGCCCUCGCCUGACCAGCUGCCACUCUUGCAGUCCUCUCCUUCUUUCGUCGAAGAGCUCAAAAUCCUCUCCUUUGAGGCAACAGCUGAUCGUCAUCUUGGAUCUUCAUCUGGCCUCUCCUUCGCCAAGUUGACACAAACCGUCCUCCGACGCCUGAAUCCCGACAAGGCUGACUUCAGCUUCAACAAUUUUGAGACUGAGGAUGACAUGUGGCCGCAGUUGAACUUUCUCUCGACUUCAGACCUUUUGGAUUCAUCACUGUUCGGUGGAUUCCGGGACCCCUUCAUGUGCUACCCUUCGAUGCUUGAUGGAUUCUCCCCAACUGCGCCAGCCGAGCCCACCUCCCACCCAGAGCAACCAGUUUCGCUCGAAGGCAGUCAUGUUGACCAGCUCAUACGGUUCUACUUCGCUCACUCCCAUACGUUAUACCCAAUUGUCCAUCGUGAGGAGUUUGGUAAGAUACUAGAUCACGUUCGAGCGGAUCCUCUGUGUGCCUUAGCCCAGUCAUCCCUGUGCCAAUUCCGCAUAUGGAUGGUCCUUGCCAUUGGAUCAACAGCGCAAUGCUCAGUUACCCUUUCAGAUGAGUCCGAAUCAAUGAUGUACUACAACAAAGCACUCGAGCACUUUGAAGGUGCUCUCGAUUAUGGAUACAUGGCCGCGUUGGAAGUUGUACUUCUGCAAGUUUCUUAUUCUUUUUUCAACCAACUCGGGCCCAAUACAUGGACUUUGGUUGGUCUCGGCGCGCGUAUGGCAAUUGGAUUGGGCAUGCAUGCCUCCUCAACCUAUGAAGGCCUACCAGCCGACGUGUCUGAAAAGCGGAAGAGACUAUUCUUUUCCGUUUAUAUGAUGGAUCGCGUUGGGGCGGAAAGCAACCCGCUCGGGAACUCAUUCAAGCCAUCUGCGAUGGCGGUCCCCCUCCACAUUCUCGAACUGCGGCGGAUUGCCAGCGAUAUUACGACUUUAGUCUAUUCGCACAGAAAAUCUGCCAGCCUAAGUGUUGAAAAGCGCGAAGAAGUAACAUAUUCACUUCAUCAGAGACUUCUUGACUGGCGUCGUAAUAUGCCCUUCCCCCUUCCACACACCGACGCGGCAGUACCACACCUCAACAGCAGCUGGUAUGACUUCAACUACUACCUUCAUCUUGCCAUGUUAUAUCGACCAUCUCCGUUGUUCCCGAUUCUAACACAAAGUCGUGUAAAAAUACUAGCGGAAGCUGCAUCCAUGUCUAUUCGGCAAGUGUCCAAUAUGCACCGACAACAGUGCCUUGCCUACAAUUGGCUCAACCUUCUCUCGAUAUUUACCGCAACUUUGUCCCUGAUAUACGCCACAACUGUCCAGCCAGAUAAUUUGACCUCUGUUUUGAAGGACAAGAGAGCAGUGGCCGACCUUGACUUGACUAUUGAGCUAUUUGACAAACUUAGCGUCAAGUUCCCUGUGGCCGGCAAGAUACGUCGGAUGGUUGAACAGAUAUCUACUAGGUACAAGGAAAUGAUGGAAGUUGACGAGGCGUGAGCUGAUAUGCCAAGAAAUCAGCGACUUACUAUUUAUUGCAAUCUCAUCCAGUCAAGUUUAUCGGUAUGAAUGAUGUCUAAGUUACCAGCGCUGAUCAUUGGUUGGUUGGCGGCUUGUCCGACACAGAUGAUAAGCCUCCAGCCUGAGGGGUCGGGUCGUCCGAUGAUUAAUCGCCACAUCGCUAUUCGACCCCCGACCGACAUGGUCGCAAUUGAGGGGGAGGAUAGAUACAUGGGAACUUUCCGGGGGUUUAACUUUUACGAACUUGCUAUUCUCCUUAGCCCAGACUCAUAUAAUUACUGUUGGCAGUGUUCUAUUGUUCCUUUGUCGCAGAUGUAACUACUAUUACUUUGCUCCUGAUUUGAUAUUCAACGAGAAGCUAGAUAGGGUCAACUCAUGAUGUCGGCC